Amaranthus tricolor (Joseph's coat) is the source of this 1576-nucleotide messenger RNA. Its product is annotated as wall-associated receptor kinase 5-like. Gene Ontology annotation, cellular component: plasma membrane. Lineage: Eukaryota; Viridiplantae; Streptophyta; Magnoliopsida; Caryophyllales; Amaranthaceae. The transcript has 6 exons. The coding region runs from base 95 to 949 and encodes 284 amino acids. The record is from RefSeq and is a predicted model, not a curated record. Gene Ontology annotation, molecular function: ATP binding; protein kinase activity. Gene Ontology annotation, biological process: protein phosphorylation.
GGAGUUUAAAAAGAAUUACCUCUUCGGAACCUCUGUAUUUUGUCUCCAGGAUCCUCCAAGCCUCCGUAGCUGUUUUUGCAGGCAUGAUCGUUCUAUGGAGAUAAAUCCACAAGAUGUCAAAGCAUUUUUGAGUGAGCGUCCAAUUGGUAGGGACGAUGCAUUUGGUAAAACCUUCCUUGGUCAUAUCCCAGCGAACAAUUCUUAUGGGCUAGCGGAGAUGGAUGUGGCUAUCAGAGUGUCUCAUCCUAGACAAGGAGAUUUGAAAGAGAAUCUUCAAAUGCAGUAUAAAAACGAGUUGCAGUUGUGCUCUCUUCGGCAACGAAAUAUUAUUAGUUUUAUAGGAUUUUCUGAGACAUCAGAGAAUUUUUACCUUGUAUAUGAAAUGGUGCAAGCCAGGCCAUUAGCAGAACAUAUCGAAGGCUUGACAUGGGAGCAAGCAUUGAAGGUCCUGAAAGGAAUUGCAUCGGGGUUAGCUUUUCUUCAUAGUCAUCCGGAAGGACCAUUUGUGCAUUCCAACAUCUGCAUUGGAAACAUUCUUGUUACAAAGGAUUUCAUGCCUAAACUUGUCGAUUUUAGGUACUGUGUUGUAGAAGGGAAGCAAACCAGCUAUGAUAAUCCCAGAUACUAUCCUUCAAAAAAAGAAGGCGUUGCUAAUGUGAAGGAAGACAUAUUUGCAUUCGGACUUGUUGCUCUACAGCUGAUUACAAAGGAUAGCAGGACAGUUUACGCGGUAGAAGAAGGUCACGAUAUUUCUCUUCACCAUAUUCUUGAUUUAUAUGUCCCAUUGUUCAAAGAAAAAGGUAAUCUCCUGCAUACAUCAUAUGGACAGAAAAAAGAAUCAAGAAAGAUAACCGAAAUGAUAUUUAAUUGUUUGAAGAAGGAUUCCGAGCUUGAUUUAAAAACAUUCCACAGAGAUUUAGUUUUAUUAAGCUUAGCUAAACAAUGUUAGUCGUCUUGAGCCAUUAUAGAUGAAGUAUUAUACGACACAGUAAACGUGUGCACAUUGAUUUAGCGGGAUCAUAGCUUUUUCUGUUAAAUGAUUCUUGUUUAUAAUACUUAAAAUAAUUACAUUCAUGUGUAUUGCGCGGUUGCCAAAAAAAAUCGAUUAUAGCAAAUUAUAAACAUUGGGAGUGUUUGGCAAAGCUUUUUAAGGUACAAUAGAUGGUAUGAGUGAGUGGCCAAACCAUCUAACGUUAGUGAUUGGUAAAUUAGCUGGUUGUAACAAUUUGUUAUUAUGAAUAAGCUAAUUUACAACAAGCUGAUCCCACUAGCGUGGUUAAAAUUAGUUGGGCAUAUCAACCACUUCAAUCAGUUAUCAGUUAUCAACUGUUUGUCAUUUAUGAUUUAUCCCUAUUGUGAAAAAUGAAAAAGCUAGUGCGUAUAAUACUUUAAUUAUCUAUUCUUAAGAGAAAGUUCAUAAAUAGAAAAUAAAAUUUUUAUUAUUAUUUAUAAAAUGUAAAUAUAUUUAUACACAUUAUUAAUAAGUCUAGCAAUAUUGAUGGUACAAAAGCAUUACACAAUGCAUUUGUUGGCAUGAAAAGGCCUAGAUGAUUUAGUAAGAUUUGAUGAAAGGUAA